AUUUUGCCCGAAAAUUUUAUAGUAUUUAUCAAAAUCUGAAACUAUUUCUAUUUCCUUUAAGCAAAAACGUGAUCAGUCGAAAUUACCAAAACGCAAAUCUAUAGUAUGUCUCAGGAAAGUGCCAUAGUAUUUGCGAUUUUCUACGCUUUGCUGUGCUUCUGCAUUGUUUAUCCAUCGACCGAGUUCGUAUCAGCUGGACUAACGGUUGAUCAUGUUUUCUCGUCCACCUUGGGAUCGGAAGCAAUUACUUUCGUUCAACAUCACAUACGGCGCACGAGUCUGAAUCUCAUGAUACAUUCGCUGCUUCCGGUUAUAUACAUACGGGUCUACCAUAUGCAGUUUGCUGCUGAUAACGACAACGUGGAAGAAAACUACGUAACAAAUCCUUACUCGUCAGUGUGGACAUUCCUUAUUGUUGCAGCCGUGCUUCUGCCUGGCCUUGUGGCGGCUGCCAUUUAUUAUUGGUCCAGAAAUCAGUGGCAAAAUCAUCCAAUUGCCCGACAGCUGGCCAAAUUUGCUCGAUCGGAAGAUCGUUUCGCAGAUUGGCGAGCAGUGGCUGGCAGUAUAAACGACGAAUUCCGCAGGGACGAUAAGCUAGUCAUUCGAAUGAAUCCGAUCUCGCGUAUAGUAGCAACGGAAAGCUGGAUUAUCAAAACCAGCUCCUAUUGGAUUAAUAUAGCACAACAAAAUGAAGCCACCCUGGUGGCUUAUAAGAGUGACUCGCACGUUAGUCAGGAUGCUUUCGAAACUGUGCAGUACGUUAAUAUUGCCGUUAUACCCGUUCGAAAGGAAAUAAAGGAGUUCUCCAUUCGAAUCAACGCAUUAGAUUUUAAGGAUUUGCAAGAUCGCAUCAGUCGUCCGAUAACGAUACUUUCUAGUGUAAAAUUUCAUCGAUCCGUUCUCGACCGUUUCGUAGAUGUUUUCAAAGAUCAAGUUGCACAAAAUCCAAUCUACCAACUGGAGGGCCAGUUCGUGCUGGAUAGUUCAGACAAUUGCCUAGCAUGUAUGCAGGCUAGACCAAAUAUUAAAAUCUACAAAAACUGCUUGGACAUCAAUGAAGCAGGGCAAACCUUAUCGUAUGCACACUGCUGUCAACCGUGCAACUGUCGACCGAUGUGGUGCAUCGAUUGUGUGGCCAAAUGGUUCGCAUCUAGACAGGACCAGUCCGAGCGAGAGUCGUGGCUGCAGCAGAAGUGCACCUGUCCGAUGUGCCGCGCUCGAUUUUGCGUUCUGGACGUGUGCUACAUCGAGGAAAGACAAUAAGUUUAUAUCUUAAAUCUAAUCCGGGACAGUUGCAUAUUGGUUUAACAAAACAAUGCAUGCUUUUCUUUUAACGAAUAAAAUUUGUUUUUACCU
Molecule: messenger RNA, 1356 nt
Organism: Sabethes cyaneus
Lineage: Eukaryota; Metazoa; Arthropoda; Insecta; Diptera; Culicidae
Product: E3 ubiquitin-protein ligase TM129
Exons: 1
Coding region: 106-1263 (385 amino acids)
Biological process (GO): protein ubiquitination
Cellular component (GO): membrane; endoplasmic reticulum
Molecular function (GO): ubiquitin protein ligase activity
Source: RefSeq, a predicted model, not a curated record